AUGCACGCAAGAGACCCGAGCUGCCGGGACAAGGCCGACGGGACGGCGAGUGCAGCUGAUCAGCAGGCCAAGCGGGCUGUGGCUUCAAUGGUUGUCAAAGCAAAAACUCAGGUGUGGGAGGAGUUCAGCGAGGUCGUGGAUCUACGCUUUGGGUCAGACUGUCAGACAACUCGCCGGGGAUCGGUCCGCCAGGGCCCCUGCUCCUGGCCGCCGUCCGGCUCACAAAGCGCCCGAACCCUACGGUGCCUCCUGCAGGUGGUGGGCCUGCAGGGGGAUGGACCCAUGUCCCUUUUUCGGGCUGUGCCAGGCCCAGCCACCUCCCCGGGCUUGGCUCCAGGGCGGGGCCCCGGUAAUCCUAUCCUGGGCAGGUCGUUGUUGAUCUCACUGUUGUAGGGGAAAGACUCUAGGGCUGCAGAUAAGACUGUUGCCAUGGUCCUGAAGGAGAUACCAAGUAAGGCGUCAUCAGAAGGGAAGCCCCUCCUCACAGUGACUACCAAGCUGGUGAGUGAGCAACAAGAGAGCCGCCCGCUUCUAAGCCCUUCUAUCGACGAUUUCCUCUGCGAGACCAAGUGCGAUGGGGUUUCCCGCCCAGUUACUUCCAACACAGCCGUUCUUUCUUCAACUCUGGACCUGCUAGAUCUCAGCGAACCUGGAGACAGGAGAAACAGCAGGGACAGAAAGAGUGCCCUGUUAUCCCAGGGAGACAGCCAGAAGAACACGUCACACAGGAAAAAGACAGAUGAGACGGAGCUGAUCCAGGUGGAAGUUGAACAUACGGGACCAAGUAUGCGAACCCCAGAGAGGGCAUCACUGGACUCAGUUACGAUUGGCUCACUGGAUAAAUGGGAAGAACUGAAUCCCAACCCUGAAAGAAAUGGCAACAGAAAAUGGAAACUGGAGAGACGACGUUCUUCUAAAAAUUCAUCUAAUGAGUUUCUGUGGUCCAUAGAUUGUAAAACACAGACAGACUCUUCAAAUAAGAAUACACUGGAAGCAAAUACCAAACUGGAACCAGAGUCUGCACUGGCGUCACAAGCUCGCUUAACGAAGGAGCAGCGGUGGGGGAGCGCCCUCCUGUCCAGACAUCAGUCCCUGGAGGAGGAGUUUGAGCGGGCCAAGGCUGCUGUUGAGUCAGAUACUGAGUUCUGGGAUAAGAUGCAGGCAGAGUGGGAAGAGCUGGCUCGGCGAAACUGGCUGACGGAAAACGAGCAGGCACAGAUUCCCUCCACUGUGUCUCCGUACGAGAAGGGUUACUACUUCCACACAGAUAAUCCUUAUAAGGACUUGCCUAAUGCAUUCGAAGAGGGACUGAAGAAAUCCCGAGAGGGAGACUUGCCAAAUGCUGUUCUUUUGCUGGAAGCAGCUGUCCUGCAGGACCCUCACGAUUCAGAGGCCUGGCAAGUCCUGGGGACCACCCAGGCUGAAAAUGAGAACGAGCAGGCAGCGAUUGUCUCCCUCCAGAGGUGUUUGGAGCUCCACCCAAACAACCUUAUAGCCCUCUUGGCUCUGGCAGUGAGCCUGACCAACACUGGUAUGCGCCAUGAUGCCUGUGAGGCCCUCCUCCGCUGGCUGAGACACAAUCCUAAGUACAAGCAUCUCGUCAAAGGCAAGACUCAUCUAACGGGAUCUCCAAACUCCCAGCGCAGGAUGUCUCAUGCUCCCAACUUGGGCAGACAUGAAAGCUCCCUGCUACCAGAGGUCAAGGAGCUCUUCCUGGAAGCAGUUCAGCAGAACUCUGACAGCAUUGACCCAGAUUUGCAGACGGGCCUCGGGGUGCUUUACAACCUCAGCGGAGAGUUUAACAAAGCCGUGGAGGCCUUCAACACGGCUUUGUCAGUGCGGCCCGAGGACUACUUGUUGUGGAACCGCCUCGGGGCCACGUUGGCGAAUGGAGAUCGAAGCGAGGAGGCAGUGGAGGCUUACACAAGAGCCCUGGAGCUGCAGCCGGGGUUUAUCCGGUCCCGCUACAACCUGGGCAUCAGCUGUAUUAACCUGGGGGCACACAGAGAAGCGGCCAGCAACUUCCUGACUGCCUUAAGCCUUCAGAGGAAAAGCCGGAGUCGCCAGCAGUCCCACCAGGUGAUGUCUGGAAACAUCUGGGCAGCUUUGAGGAUAGCUUUAUCCAUGAUGGACCAGCCUGAACUCUUCCAGGCUGCAAAUAUCGGUGACUUGGAUCUUCUCAUGCGGGCCUUCAACUUAGACAUUUGAGGACUGGGAGGCAGCGAUGCGAACAUCUGCCCCCUCUUCACUUACUAUCUGAUUUCUACCCAACAGCCAAAAGUCCAAAGUGCACACAUCAGAAUGGACUGAUGGACGUUAGAGACAACAGUGUGUUUUUAUGCACGUCCAAAUUAACUACAGUCGUCAAAGCUAUUAUAUUUUUCGCCCAAGUACCUCAGAGCAGUUGUGGGGAUAGGUUCUUCCAAGGGUUUGAAGGGACUGCUUUGUGUUGGAUUUGCACUGUAAUUUGUGAUUUCCCUGAAGAGCACAAGGACGGGCAAAGAUUGUACGAGCAAUGCCUUAGAGAAAACAUCAAUUAAAAACUGACUCAUCCAGCGGAACAGAGCCGAGCCAGCAGAGACGGAGCGACAGGCAGACGGACGGUUGUACGAGCCUGAUAGAGCAGACCUCACAGGCCGUUUUCAAAGAAAAGAGAGGAAAAAACGUUUGACUCCUGAUUUCUCUCCUGAAGGAUGGAUUUAGUGACCAAAUGACAAAGACUGCACCAUAUAACCUGGAGCUCCAGACUCUGUUCCUGGCUUAUUUUCAUCCUCUUUCAAUGGGAAAAUAAUGAUACUGCAUGAAUAAGCAUUUUCAUAAAUGGAUUCUUGUUUCAAAUUAACAUACUUUUAGAAGUUUUCCCUUUGCACUUCAGAUAAACAGAUAUAACUUCCUCAGUCCGAGUGGAAUGUGCAAGCCAGGUCUGUAAAGCCUUACUCAAAAGCAUGCGACCAACAAUAUUUAUUUAUACUAUUUUUAUGAAAACAGAAAAAACCCACACUAAGCCAUUUUCAGACUAGUUUCAUUUUCUUUAAAUAACUGCUGUCUUUUGAACUUGAAAGCUUUUUGUUUCGCUUGGUUUUUCUCUCCUUUUUUUUGGCUCCUAGCUCCUCUUUGUUCCCUUUAAGCUGACUGCAGAAACACACCGAAAAGCUGGGCAACAGCAAUCUAUAAAACCUUCAUUAGUCUUUUCAAACUUUAGCAUAUGAAAAAGUUAUUCUUAACAAGUCUAAAAAUAUCUCUUUUUAUCUUCUUCUGCUAGUUCCAGGAUGGCU
Messenger RNA from Oreochromis aureus, 3275 nucleotides. RefSeq names its product peroxisomal biogenesis factor 5-like a (gene pex5la). The transcript is spliced from 16 exons. Gene Ontology annotation, biological process: protein import into peroxisome matrix, docking. Gene Ontology annotation, molecular function: protein binding. The record is from RefSeq and is a predicted model, not a curated record. Gene Ontology annotation, cellular component: cytosol; peroxisomal membrane. Lineage: Eukaryota; Metazoa; Chordata; Actinopteri; Cichliformes; Cichlidae.